UGAAAAAAAUAAAAGACCUGCCAAUGCUAUUGAAAUGUAUCUCAGAAAAGAAAUAGCAAAGUAGAAAAUUGUUCGUCAAAGAAAAAGAUAAAGUUUUUAAUUGAACAGUUUCUUAAAUCUACAAGAACUAUGGCGAGCUCUACGGCAAAACCUCAAAAAAUACCUAAAGUUGCAAAGGUUAAAAACAAAACUCCAGCGGAAAUUCAAAUUACUGCCGAGCAGUUAUUACGUGAAGCAAAAGAAAGAGACUUGGAAAUAUUACCCCCGCCACCCAAGCAAAAGAUAUCUGAUCCAGAAGAACUUGCUGAAUAUCAGUUACGAAAACGAAAAACAUUUGAAGAUAACAUUAGGAAAAAUAGAACUUUAAUUAAUAAUUGGAUUAAAUAUGCUCAGUGGGAAGAAAGUCAAAAGGAAGUCAAUAGAGCUCGUUCUGUUUAUGAAAGAGCUUUGGAUGUGGAUCACAGGAAUGUUACUUUAUGGUUAAAGUAUGCUGAAAUGGAAAUGAAACAUCGGCAAGUAAAUCAUGCUCGCAACAUAUUCGAUCGUGCUGUUACCAUCCUCCCUCGUGUUAACCAAUUCUGGUACAAGUACACUUAUAUGGAACAAAUGCUGGAUAAUAUUGCUGGAGCAAGACAAAUAUUUGAAAGAUGGAUGGAAUGGGAGCCUCAUGAGCAAGCUUGGUUGACUUACAUUAAGUUUGAGCUUAGAUUUAAAGAAAUUGAUCUUGCUCGACACAUCUAUGAGCGUUUCGUCAUUGUUCAUCCUGAGGUUAAAAACUGGAUUAGGUAUGCAAGGUUUGAAGAAACAAAUGGUUUCAUUUCUAGAGCUAGAUCUGUUUAUGAGCGUGCCGUUGAAUUUUAUGGUGAAGAAUAUAUGGAUGAAAAAUUAUUUGUUGCAUUUGCCAAAUUUGAAGAAAAUCAAAAAGAACAUGACCGUGUAAGAGUGAUAUAUAAAUAUGCCUUAGACAAGAUCCCAAAAGAAAAAGCACAGGAGCUUUUUAAGAACUACACCAUUCAUGAAAAAAAGUAUGGAGAUAGAACAGGGAUAGAAAAUGUGAUUGUUAGUCGAAGAAAAUAUCAAUAUGAAGAGGAAGCAAAGAAUAACCCCUUAAACUAUGACAAUUGGUUUGACUAUUUGAGACUAAUGGAAAGUGAAAGCAGUAUUGAAGCAACAAGAGAGGUGUAUGAGAGAGCAAUUGCAAAUGUGCCUAUAAAGAAAGAAAAAAGGUACUGGAGAAGAUAUAUUUAUCUCUGGAUAAAUUAUGCACUGUAUGAAGAGUUGACUGUGAAAGGUGUUGAAGAAGACAAAACAAGAGAAGUCUAUCUCGCAUGUUUGAAUAUCAUACCUCACAAGGUAUUUACGUUUGCAAAGGUUUGGCUUUUGGCUGCACAAUAUGAAAUUAGAGAGAAAAAUUUAACGGCUGCAAGAAAACUUUUGGGUAAAGCUAUAGGGAUGUGUCCGAAGGAUAAACUUUUCCGUGGCUAUAUUGAUUUGGAGAUACAGUUACGAGAAUUUGACAGAUGUCGUAUUCUUUACCAAAAGUUCCUAGAGUUUUCUCCCGAAAAUUGUACUACUUGGAUGAAAUUUGCUGAGCUCGAGACUAUUCUCGGUGACUUUGAACGAGCUAGAGCAAUUUAUGAAAUAGCAAUAAACCAACCCCGACUUGACAUGCCUGAGGUUAUAUGGAAAGCUUAUAUUGAUUUUGAGAUUGAGCAAGAGCAAUAUGAUUUAGCAAGACAAUUGUAUGAACGACUUCUAGAGAGGACACAACACGUUAAGGUAUGGAUAAGUUUCGCCAGAUUUGAGCUUGGCUGUGGAGAAGGUCAAGAUGCAGUUUUACAAGCUCGACAUACCUACGAGAAAGCAAAUAAGGCCCUGAGAAGUUCAGGAGAGAAAGAAGAGCGAGUCAUGCUGUUGGAAGCAUGGAAGGAUUUUGAAGAACAAUAUGGAGAUGAAGAAAGCAAACUUGAUGUGGAAAAACAAUUUCCGAAGAAAGUCAAAAAGCGUAGAAAGAUUGAAUCCGAUGAUGGGACUGAUGGUGGCUGGGAGGAAUACUAUGAUUACAUAUUCCCAUCAGAUGAAGUUACCCAACCACAUCUUAAGUUGCUUGAAAUUGCAAAGAAAUGGAAAGCGACCCAAGAAAAUUCCAGUGCUGAAAGCUAGACUUUGCUGUAUCUGGAUUUUGUAUAUUUUUGUAAAAAGUUGUAAAUAUUUAAUCUGUGAAAUUAAUAUUUUUUGUAACGAU
Molecule: messenger RNA, 2245 nt
Organism: Uloborus diversus
Lineage: Eukaryota; Metazoa; Arthropoda; Arachnida; Araneae; Uloboridae
Gene: crn
Product: crooked neck-like protein 1
Exons: 15
Coding region: 130-2163 (677 amino acids)
Biological process (GO): mRNA splicing, via spliceosome; spliceosomal complex assembly
Cellular component (GO): precatalytic spliceosome; U2-type catalytic step 2 spliceosome; post-mRNA release spliceosomal complex
Molecular function (GO): protein binding
Source: RefSeq, a predicted model, not a curated record